Messenger RNA from Strongylus vulgaris, 705 nucleotides. The record is from the annotation of a GenBank genome assembly. NCBI's taxonomy places the organism in Eukaryota, Metazoa, Nematoda, Chromadorea, Rhabditida, Strongylidae.
AUCUUGCUCAUGUUGCGACGUAUAGCCUGCCAAUCGCGCGCUAUAGCAGUACCACGCUGUUCUAUAGUAACAUCCGCUACUUUCACUUCAGAAGCUGUACAGUCAACUACUGAGCCAUACUUGGACGCUGAAGAAGUAGUUCAGCCUAAUCGAUAUCUUUCUCUUUUUCCAUCCCCAAAGGUGGUUGUGCCAAGCUUUGAGCUAACAAGAAGAUUAGGUACAUUGAUCUCACAAGCUAUAUACUUAUUAUUUUUCGAGAAAACUUACAACAAGGAAGGGUUAGUUCGUGCCGCAAAUGAGGGCAUAUCUGUGAUAGGAGAAUGUAUAGCUAAUGAAGAAUGGAAUAGGAUGAGUUUCAUUGCAUCUAAAACAUUGGUGGAACAAGCGCAAAUGGCCAGGAAGAGGCCAAAUUCCUCAGUUCCAUGGGAAGCUACGCUCCCACAGCUGUUAGGUAAAUACAGGAAAGAUGUAAUAGUCGCUAAUGUUACCGAAUUUUUUGUGCUAGUAUAUUCACGAUCAUCGCACAAUCUGUACAGGUUUGCUCGAACCAUAAGCCCUCUCGGUCAGUGGAAAGCUACCGGAGUGAACUUUUUUGAACUCGAUGGUACACGGAUUUUGUUGUAUGCUGACAACAAAUGGUGCAUGGAUAAGUGGGCGGUUUGGUCGAGGAACAACAAUAAAAUCAUUCGUAGACGUGAUGGAUAA